AUGCUUUACAAGGUAUUUACCCUCUUUACGUGAGGCAAGUGAAUGAAUGAUUAAAUGUACAGUAUGUGGUGCUUUAGUAAAUAAUAAUACCUGCAGCAUUGGGCAGGGGGCGACAGGCAACUCAAGCAGCAUUUGCAUCACUGAUAUAUGUCUGUCUCAAAUGCAUUGUAUGUGUUUGGUGAAACUGGGCACCUCUGUGGGACAGAUAAAUAUGACGAGCCCUGCCUAAAGGUGCCUCUGUAGGUAUACUUAGAUCGUGAAGGCAUCCAAACAAGAUAUAUUUGUGUCCAAAGUGCUGGGCUCUGCCUAACAUGCUGUGGUACAGAAUAUUAGUCGGAUUGACUCAAAGAGACUUAAAAAAACACUUAAGAUUGACUUAAAAGAGACAGAAGGGGAAAUGUGUUUUAGACUAACUGAAUAUACAUCAGGACUAACUUUAACUUAAUUUGUAUUGGGUAUGAAAAGUAGCCGCAAUAGCUGCUUUGCUAUGUAUUUCAAUUUAAUUUUAAAUAUGUCCAGAGCAGGCUACUAAAUCUGGCCAUGAUGUUAACUAACCCUGAAGUGCACAGUUCUGGGAGCAAAGGUUGCAGUGUAUUAUCUUGUGGGCUGGAGGCUUGGUGUAAAGAAAAGUGCAUACUUUGUCAAGGGCAAGAUGUGGAAUCCUUGACGCUUCAAUGUCUGUUUGCUAGGCUGGUUGUCUGCCAAAACCCCACCAUACAGGGGGAACCCAUAUUCGUGCAACUUCACAGCUGUUGCCCUUGUCACAGCUGCCACACAGCCUUGUCCUCGGUACUGAGGGAGGGUGUAGCCAUGCGCCAAACUUCCCAUUGGAUCACUAAGGCACCAGGAAACCAGCUGGUCUUCUUUGUCCAGGAGGCAAGCACUAGGGAAGUUGUGGAUCAGGCUGUCCAGAUAGCGUAGGCUCCAAUCAUUGCGCCCAACACUCCAAUUUUCAUUGAGCAGAGCUGAAUGAGAGGAGUUUAGGCUGCCGAAGUGGAAGUGGCCACUUCUGUACCUGAAAUACAAAGAGAGGCAGUGAUUUUCAUGAGACAAAGGUUCUUGAGAGCAGAAGAAGCAGUAAGGCCUACAAGGCCUACACAAUCAUUCAAGCCUAAGCCUGCUAACAGCAAACUGCUAAGUGACUGUGACUCGUGACUCAUCUUGGGUGAAGACUCAUUCUCUCUGUAAAAGUAGCCAGCAUCUCUAUGGGCCUCAGUCAGAGAGCUGUAUGGAUUGUGUAUGGAGUAGUCUGUGAACAGUGCUGUUGUUGUUGCCAUGUAAAGCUGAGGCAGACACAGUGGCUCCAGGACCUCUGUGAAGAGUCAGAUAGCUGCUAUGAGCACUCUGUGUAUGCUCUUUAACUAUGCUGUUUCUGAACAAGUUUAUUUUCUUCAGUAAAGUUUUGUUCUGUUUAUAAAGAAGACUCAGCUACGAUUAAUUUACCGCUGCGCGACAGUGAUGGCGGUUGAGCAGACUGAAAGCUUAAAAAGUAUUUCAUCACCAUCAACUGGAACAAAUGAACAGGAAGUUGCAAGAGAAAGCUCAGGAAGUGACUCUGUGACUUUCUCCUCCUGUUUUGUGGUCAGAACUAAGCCAGGACAUAGCAAUCAGAUGUGGAACUUUGUGUUGGGUUACAAUUCACUGCUUACUGAUUAUGAGGAGGAAUGUUUGAGAAUUCCGAUGAAAAUAGAAGCAGAAAUUGCUGGUGUUCAGCUAGUCAGCCCUUUUCCAGAACAGAAAACAGUCCAAUGAAUACUGAAUAUUUGCUGUUGUUAUUUUCCGUCCACAAAUAAUAUACACUCACUAACCGGCUCUGACAGUAGGCAGAUGGGUCAGGAUGCAGGAAUGUCUGAUAGAAGUAUGGCUUAAGAUUGACACUUCUGGACUCUGCAAUCUCUCUGACAGCUUCAUAUAAGCCAUCUUGGAGCCCUGCACACAAUGAAAACGAGAUGUCAACCUGGGGGUGAGGAAUUAUAUUUUCUAAUGCUCUGUGUCUGCACCUCUCUUGCUAUCGUAUGAUUAUAGUGUUGUGUGCCACCCAGUCUUUGAGCAGUGCGAAAUUCCAGGAUUCUAGGCGCAUACCCAAGGUUGGUGUUUCCUUUGGAAUGAGGUACAGCAGAGACUGUGGUGUCUCUGUGGCAUGUGGUUUAUUUACACAUAUAUACAACCUGAGCAGUAUUCACACCCAAGAGGGACUCACUUCUCCCAUGCUCACAGCCUUCUAUUUAAACAGAAAUCAAACAUUGCUCUCUUUCUCUCUUCCCAGCUUGCUAAUGUGCUUCUAGCUCACAUCACUCCAAUCCUCUGCUCUUAACUCAGCCUUUGCCCUUCAAACUACCCACCCAUUUUCCAUCCCACACAGAGGCACUUCCUUAGUACCUCUCAGUGUCUCAUCACCUUACCAGGAAGCUAGUUUUGCUAUUCCAGGAAUGGAAUAGGUAGAGCAUGAGGAGCUUUACCUUGAAGCUGAAAGGCCUUUCCCCAGUCAAUGGCUUCUGCAUUUUCCAACAGUGUUCGCCAGGCGUCUACAUCCCAGUAGAAAGCAGUAUGAAAGUUGGAGUAGCAAUCCUGCUUGUCUUUCACCACUUGCAGAACGUGGCACAGUCAUUUGGCUAUUGACAGGACGCAGGUAGCGGGGGUUGGUUGGAUCUUAUUAACGAUGGAGAGCAGGAGCAAGAGAAAGGCAAAGGAGGCAGGAACAGGUCCAGCACCACCAUGGAGUGCGUCUCCAAUGGCUUUCCAGCCUCAGAAGCUACCGUCUCUUGUGCUUUUUCUCACAGGUUCAGGUGACGGGUUAUGGGAGAAUUCUCACCUCCUUACGUGGGCGGGUAAGGACAACUUUAAACUCCGGCCAAGAGUCCACCACCACUUCGUGCUGAGCUGGAUUUCUACGGUUGAUGUGCAUCACAGCUCCGUUGGCCUGCCAAGGAAAGGAGGGCAGUUAGCUAGAGCAAAAAUCCAUGUUGCUCCAUGAGAAAAUGGUAGGAAAUGCCAUUUGUUAAAUUGAUGGAGAAAGGGGACGGCAGUAGAGGAGCGAGAAUUACCGGAAGAGCCUGGGGCAGGUGCCGUUGCAGCACAGUCUCAAGCAGCUUCAACUUGGAGGGGCAGGUCAGGAUCUGCAUGGCUGGCCAAAGAGGGGCUGGGGGCUACGUCAGGUUCCAGGAAAGAUAACGUGGGGGGGAAGGAAGCACUUGAAGGGGACGAAACGCAGAAAGAAAUGCAUCAGACCCUUACACUCAGUGCUACCGGACAAUCCACAACCAGAAUGACUUGCCAUUUCUCAUGAAAUCUCUAGUACUCAAAUUACUUCACUAAUUAUGUCUGUAGAUCAGGGAUAUAUGGAGUUGAUUCCUAUUCUGGCUGAGGAGAUCGACAGUGGCUGCCCCUCAUUCAGACAGUCCCCAACUCCACUUUGCAGCUAGUCAAACCAUUUCCUUAUUUUUCUAGCACUGAGGCAGAGCUGAAUUGGUAGGCAAGAAGAUUUGAGUCCCACUUAUUUAGGGGGAUUACAUUGUCCCCUUCCGAGGUCCACAAUGACAGCUGCAGUGCUUACCUGAGGGGACACGUCUGCCUUUGAGAAGAAGGUAGCAGCCUAUUGCUGGGCCACUGGCAUGAUAUGGAAUGCCAUCCUUGUUCAGACAAUUUAUCCAUUUAAGCAUUUUUUUAAAAAAUUCCUGAAGCAAUAAGCCAUUAACAGGCUGGUGCCUUGGCCUUUUUCCCAGUGUCUCAACAGAGAAGGAAGUUUGGCUGCAAAAUGCUUUUGCUUGACUCAGAUGGCCACAAGUCCAGAGAACAUGAGAGAUUCGGCAUAUACUAUGACUUAUGUCCAGGCUUCCAUGCGCCCUUGGCAAGGAGCUGUAUCACCAACUCUGAAGCUGCCCUGCUGGGCGCUCCACCCCUCCAAGCCAGAGUUGAGGGGCGUGAUAUUGACGCCCCCUGGGAGCGGGGGCCAACCUAACCAAUCCCUAGGUAUGCCCCUGCUUACACUAGGCCAAGUCUUCUCAACCCUGCACAGAUCUACUUUGUUUCAAGUUCAGAGCAGGACAGCUAGGUACUCAUUCACCAGGGUCCCUUUCUCAUUUCACUGCAAUGUGGUAAUGGGAUGAGCUCUGACAACAUGCAAAAGUCAGGAUGCCCAACAUCCCCAGUGAGGUAAAAGCUCCCUUUCAAUCUGUUUCAGUAAGAAUCCAAGAAAAUGCACUCCAAGUUAUACACCAGGGGUAUAUAUACAGUGGUACCUCAGGUUAAGUUCUCAAUUUUUUAUGGAGGUCCGUUCUUAACCUGAAACUGUUCUUAACCUGAAGCACCACUUUAGCUAAAGGCCUCCUGCUGCCGCUGUGGUGCUGGAGCCCGAUUUCUGUUUCUCUUAACCUGAAGCACUAUUUCUGGGUUAGCGGAGUGUGUAACCUGAAGGGUAUGUAACCUGAAGCGUAUGUAACCUGAGGUACCACUGUACAGUGGUGCCUCGCAAGAUGAAAUUAAUUCGUUCUGCGAGUUUUUUUGUCUAGCGAAUUUUUCGUCUUGCGAAGCACGAAAUCCCAUAGGAAUGCAUUCAAAUUCAAUUAAUGCGUUCCUAUGGUCAAAAAAAGUCCAAUCAAAGCCAAAUUUGGUACAACAAGAGUUUAUUAAGUGGUCUUGAAAGUCACACAUACUGUAAAGAGCAUUUCAAAAAUUGAAGGAACAAUAAAUUAAGUUUCUAAACAUGACAGAAAAACAUUUAAAAAUCAACAAAGUGUACAGUACAUUUUCUAAGACUCUGGGGGACAACUCGAAGAAGGUUCCUCUUCCACUCUUUGCUUCUUGCUGAAGAACCUGUCCAUGGUCUGCUGCUUCAUCCGCCUUUUCAGCACCUCCCUGAAAGACGACAUGACCCUCGUAUCAAAAGUGUUCGCAAGGUCACGUGUCAGGUCCUUGUCAGGGUGGUGCCGCUGUGCAAAAGUCUGCACAUCUUUCCACUUCUGGCAAAUGUCCCUCAGUUCUUUGGAGACCUGCUGUGGAACGUAGCCCUCCGUCGUCACAACCUCCAGGAACUCCGCUGCAAAGUCUUCAGCCACAGGAACAUCAGAACUGGCAGCCUCUCCAUGCCUGACCACGCUGUGGAUUCCAGAUCUUGUCUUGAACCGGUCAAACCAGCCUCUGCUUGCCUUGAAGACUUCUGGCUCGCCUGAGGUUCCUGGCUGUUCCCGGACGAGGUCUGCGUGCAAGGCCUUGGCCUUCUCACAAAUGAUGGCCUCAGUCACUGUGUCCCCUGCACGCUGCUUCUCUUCUAACCAGAUGAGCAGCAACUUCUCCACCUCCUCCAGAACAGCUGGGCGGUUCUUCACGAUCCUGGUGACUCCCUUGGCUGCAUCAGUCGCAAGGAUCUUCUCCCUCAUCUUCAGGAUGGUCCCGAUGGUCGAUGGAUUCCUCCCGUACUCCCUGGCGAGGUCUGUCACACGCAUUCCACCGUCGUGCUUCUGGAUGAUCUCCUUCUUCAUUUCCAGCGUAACCUUCGCCUUCUUCCCCUCGCCGGCCUCUCCAGCAGCAGUCUUCUUGGGUCCCAUGGCAGCACAGCUCCUACCUUCGCAAACCCGCCCCCCCCAAAAAAAUCAGUGCUUCACAUCCAAAAAAUUCAAAAGCACCCAGCCACCCACCACACAGAAAUUCAAACCCAGAAUUUUUUUUAAAAAAAACAGCAGAGUGGCCCAAUGGUCACAGAAAAUCAUAAAAAUGCAGAAAAAACACACACAAGCUUCCAGAUUCUUGCAAACCCCUCCUCAACACCAAGUCCUUGAAUUCCAAACACCCCAACUCAAAAUCCAAAAACCCCAAAAAAAGUUUUAAAAGUUUAACUUACCAAAUGGCUGCAAAAGAAGUUUUGGAAAAGCUUCAAAAAUCACCAGAGUCUUCAAAAACCUCAAAAAAGGCUACCACACCGCGUGCUAUGAGUUGCUCCUCGAAGUCAAGUCGCAACUGCACCUCUUCAAGCAAUGCACCCUGGGUAUUAAUGGUUUUAAGAAAAAGGAAACAAACUUGCAAGACGUUUUGAUCUUGUGAAGCAAGCCCAUAGGGAAAUUCGUCUUGCGAAGCAGCUCAAAAAACGCGAAACCCUUUUGUCUAGCGAGUUUUUCGUCUUGCGAGGCAUUCGUCUUGCGGGGCACCACUGUAUAUAUCUUCUGUCUUGGUGCCAAAUUUUGAUAAGUCGAUCCAGAGUACACAGUGAGCUGGUUCAUACAUACCGGUAACUUUAAACCACAGUUAAAACUCAACUAUGAUUUAAUGUUCACCUAAGGAUGGAAGCAGACCUGAGUAACAACCAGUCCUUCCCUUUUAGAGAUGAGAAAGCCUUCCGUAGUAGAAGGUGCUUAAGCUGACCUGGCAUGGGAAGAGGUGAUGGAGGGCAUAGCUGAGGAAGAAAGGGUUAACUCUUCCCUCUCCAGAUGCAAUUUCCAAAAUUGCCCCUCUUCUGUUACAACUAGAUUUGGAAACAAAGCAUACUACUGGCCAGAGGCGUAGCGUGGGGGGUGCAGGGGGGGCCGGCCGCACUGGCCGCAACAUCUGGGGGGGGGCGCGCUCGCACUCGCAGCUCUCUGACCCUAGGGCAGAGGGGGUGCAAAUUACUUGCCUUGCUGACAACCCACGCUACGCCACUGCUACUGGCUCCAAUGUAAUUGUUGUGGGAUGAUCUUCCUGGAAAUUGCAGGAAGAUGAAAGGUUAACUCUUCCGCUGGUGCACUCUCCGCAAAGUGCGCCCCUGGUAUUAUUUUUUUUAAAAAACGGAAAAUGCCUUUUUCAAGUGCAAUUGCUGGUGGGACUGCGGGUGGGUAGGGUUUAGAGUGAGUGUGUGGCUGCAGGUCAAAUGUGAGCGGUUGUCAAUGACAUUUUAUCAGGUUUGCAAAUAUGCCCAUGGUCCCAAAAAAGAUUGGCCACCAUUGCCAACCCGUGACUUUUGGGAGAACUCAAAAACAUGCGCAAUAUAUUGUGAUAUUUUGGUUGGCCUAAUGCAGGCAUAUCCAAAGUCUGCUUCGGGGUCUAAUCCGGCCCACCGGUCGGUUUAAUCUGGCCCCUGUGGCAGUUUAUUUCCUGGGGUAAAAUCCUCAAAAAAGCUCAGCAACUUCCACCCUUAAAAAAGCUCAGCAACUUCAAUUCUAAAAAAAAAACCUUUGCAUAUUUAUUUUUUUUGUCUUAAGAAAAUUAUAUAGACAGCAAAACGAAGAAGCCUAAAUUAACAUUGCCUCUUACCAAUAAGAAAUAAUAAUAACUAUUACAAUAAUAAAAAUACUAAAAAUUCAUUUACUUCCCCUUUUAAAUUUCUAUUCUGGUUACCAUAUAUUACUAUUCUAUAAGAAUCUAUUAUAUCCUUUGCUGUCCCAUAUAUUAUUUUACUUCCGGAAUUCAACCUAAGCCUCCCCUCCUCCCCUCUUCUUCCCAUUUUAAUAUUUCCUCCCCCCCUCAGUUGCUUUAAUAAGAUAGAAUAACAUGAAAACUGUAAAAUUAUAAUUACUUCUUUUGUCCUUACACACUUAACAAUUAUUAAAAGUUCUGCUUUAACACCAUAUUUCUUCAUGUAUUUCCCUAUGCAAUCCAUUCUGUAUAACGUUUUUGUUUGGAGCAGCCCCUGAGUCAUUUUUGCCAUCUCUGCAAACUCACAAAUCUUAAUUUGUCAUUCUGUCAGUUGUGGUACUUUUUCUGUUUUCCUAUAUUUUGCCGUAAGUAUUCUUGUGGCUGCAGUUAUAUACAAAAAUAUGUUCCUUUUGUCCUUGGGGAUGUUGUUUGUUAAUAGACUCAAUAAGUAUGACUGCUUUUUUUGAAAUAGAGCUCCUGAGAAUCUCCUCAUUUAUCUCAUUCCAAAAUUGUCUUACCACCUUGCAUCCCCACCAUCAACAACUUUGGUUGGUCCUUAUGGCUCCUCACUUAAUCAAAUCUGGCCCUCUUUGAAAAUUUUGGACACCGCUGGCCUAAUGGUAUUUAUUUAUGUAUUAUUUAUUAAAUUUGUAUACCCCGCCCUUCUUCCAUAGAUCUCAGGGCAUCUCAAAACAUAAAAAUACAACAUAAAAACACAAAAUACAUAAUAAAAGCAAGAACAAACAAACAAAACACAAACACAAACACACAAACCAACCCCCCCCCCAAGUAUUGGAAAUACUAAUAUUUCACUAUUAUAUCAUUAGACCAUUGCUUGGCUGGUUGACCAUUCUUGAUAUAUGGCUUAAGGUGCCUUAUGUGAAAUAUUUUUUAAAACCAAUAUGUUUAAGAGAGGGACAGCAAACUCCAGGAUUGGGGUAGUGAUGGGUUUGUUUCUUUUUCAUUCAGAGAAGGGGAAUAAUGAGAGAAUUCUUAUAUUUAUUAGGAAAGGUCUACAGAGAGUAAACUAAAUGUAAAAAACAAUUGGAGAAAAAAACUUUGCAUCCAACCCAUGAGGAUUUCUCUAAAUGUUUUCUCCUUUUUUUGCAAUUUUUGAAUGCAAUUUCUUUUUUCAUUAAUGGAGAAUGGAAAAAAAUGCAGUAUAAUUUUUCAUUAAAGCACUAGUUCUCACUCUUGUUCUUUUAUUUUUAAGUUGCUUUGGGUUGCCCUGUGUAAGAUAAAGUGACUAAGAAAUUCAGUAAAUAAUAAUAAUAAUAAUAAUAAUAAUAAUAAUAAUAAUAAUUAUUUAAGGAAACAUAAAAAUAAAAGACACCUGUAUGCUGUUUGUAAUUGUUGUUCUGUGAAACACUCACUACAUUUAUCUGUAGAAAUGAACUCCUGCUCCAGGCUGUCCCCCUAAGUCCAAGAUUUUUAAAUGAACCAGAAUUUGACCCAGAACCCGCACUCACGUUUGAAACACAAAUUCCAAACCCUGGCACAGGAUCGCAAAAUCCUCAUACCUUCUACUGCAACCAAAAGACACUUUUUUGAAGCCUAGCAGCAUGGAGGAAAUUUUCAAUAGGGUGCAGCUAACGUGUGUGUGUGGGGGGGGGGUUAAUGCUUCCCAGUUAUGACUCCUGAACUCAUCCUUUGCUUAAUGCAAUUGAUUUUGAAAGAAGCCAGUAGAAGCUUCCUUAUCUCUGAAAGCUGUUACUCAGGUCUGCUUCCACUCUUAGGAACCAUAACUGUGGUUUAAAGUUAUGUGUGAACCAGUUCACUGUGUAUUCUACAUUAAUUUAUCAGUAUUUGCCACUGUUGAAGAACCAGGCAAAACAUAUUUGGCAACUUAAACUGUUGCUUAUGCACAGCAGCUUGCAAAGCUAUGCAUUUUUCUGUUUUCCAAUCAACUUUGUAUUUUAUUAUUCUGCUCAAAAGUUAUAUGCUAUGCACAACAAUAUAUUGAGCAAAAUUUGCAAUGGGUAAACUAAAGUUCCCAGGAUUCUUGGUAUGUGUGAAUAGGCUUUAAAUGUUGGUGUGUCUACACAGCCUGAAAUUAGGGAUUUAUUUUCAACACAGGUGCAAGAAGGCACAGCUCCUGAGCUUAUAGGAGUGCUCAGUGCUCUAGAUAGACAAGAAAAACAUGGUCUUAUAUGAGCUACUGAUGCUCCACCAUGCUUUCAGCUACUCAGUUGUGUCUUCCUGUUGAUAAAAGCAGAUUAGGAAUGAGAAACCAAAGCUGAACACCCACCCACUAUGUGUGUCUUGUCCAGCUUGGUGUGUCUAAGGGGUGCUUUGCUUCGGGGAGUGAGAGAUGGUGGUGUUAUGUAUAUGUUAUACUGAAUGGUUCACUCCACAAAAUUGUUUCUUGGGUUGCAGCCGCGGGCCCAGUGGGAUGUGAUCCGGAUGAUACAGAGUAAUCGGCCGAUUCUCCGAAUGAAAGAGAGGCGAGUCUGCUUCCAUAGAACGGGAGAUGAGUGCUUGCUUCAGGGGGAGCUUCUGCCGGCUGCAAGCCUCUCCCACCAGGUGGUGCUGAAGGAGAUCGCGGAGGAGCAGGGAUCGAGGGAGAGGACCACCGCCGCUGGAGAAGAGGAAACUGCUCUCUAGUUCGGUGACUUUGGGAAAAACUGUCUCCAGGUAAAGCAUUUAUUUUCUGCUCAGGUUCCCCACUCCUUGCCCAAACAGCGGCUAAGCUAGCGCAGCAGGCAAGUUGCUAUGGCGGCGUUUCCACGUUUGGACGCCCAGCUCCUUUCUUGGUCCGUCUCCGGAUCAGCGUUUUGGCCCGGGCAUGUCCCGCUUCCCCCGCUGCCGCCGCCUUGAACGCAAAGCGAAAGCAGCGCUGCCAUUGGUCGAUCCGUGCAAAAACAACAGGGGCUGCGGGGAGACCCAGAGCGGCUCCGAGGGAGAGGGGGAAUCGGGAGCGGUUAGUGCCAGCAGCUCUCACCCCGCAGUCCUGGCAUCGCCCCCAAGAGACAUUGUGGGGGAGCACCGACAGCCCCCGGCGCAGCUCCUGGUAAGGACGCAGCUGCUUCUAGAGAUCUCGCGGAGCCGUUUUUCCGGGGUGACAGGAGGAGAGAGACCCUCUCUGCCCUUCCGCGUUUGGGCAUUAGGGGAGGGAACUCGAGGAGGCGACUCGAAAAGGCCGCGGGGAUCGUCUGGAAGGGAAGGGGCCAAAAUCUGGAACGCGGCUGCUAUAGAAGGAACAAGAGGGAUCUAUCUGUUCAGGGGGGUGAGAGGGAGGGGAUCAUUUUGAUCCCCAUUGGUUAGAGCAGGAACCGGGGAAUCUGUUCUCGAGGUCUGAAUGAGGAGAGGGCCGAGUCGUGCAUUGCUUUGAUGGCUUCAGGAGGAAGCAGAGUCCAGGAUGGGGACCGCAAGGGAUUCUGUCGCACUUCUUGACAGAGGAAUAGCCUCCCGCUCAGGGAAAGGACUUUGCCCUGCCUUGGAGUCGGGCUGAGAAUUUUCAGUGUCAACACACGGUCCUGGAAAAUGCAAAGGCAUUUAUAAAGAGUGUAGGAUCUCUGACCAUGCACAGAAUAUACUUCCUUCUCCUUUACAUAAACUUAGGCUCUUUAAUGUGUUUGGAGGCAAAGAACUUCCACAUGGGAGAAGGCCAUCAGCUAGGAGAGUCCAAACACCUUUUUGCAGGGUUUUUUCUCCCAGAAAUAAAGUCGUUUUGACUGGUAGCUGGUAUUAGGACAGUAGGUUUGGAGAUUGAAGGUCCUAGUCAGCAGCUUGUCUAACAGUCUCUGCUUCUCCUCAGCUCCUUGUUUAGAGCAACCUGUUAAUGCUCUGUGAGCGUUGCCACAUGGAACCAUGGGCAGGAAACGGCUAAUCACAGACUCCUUCCAAGUGGUGAAGAAGAGGAAAAGAGACAGUAAGGAAACAAAGAAGGCUCAGAGCCCACUCCAUGGUGAGUAUUGCUAGGAAGGGAUGCGUGAAUUUCAGCAGCACCUGGUGCGACACCAAAAUUAAGCGCCCCUCACCUCUCUUGCUUCAUUUUAAAUCAUACUUUCAGCGUUCCCUGUGGCACCCCCAAGUCUCCGUGCCCAGUGCAACCGAUUUGGUCAUGCUCCCGUAAAUCCUUUUUCUUCUUUGGCGUAGCCGAGUAAGAUUGUCUUCCAUGAACACAAUCUAAACAGUGAGUCCGUAAGUGACUGUGAGGCCAAUUCUGGAUCCACACAUCCUUCCACAAUGGAAACAUAGGUUUCUAGGCGGGAGUUGAUCAUGGUGAGGGUUUGCCAAAUGUGUCUUCCUCUUACUGUGUUUCUCCCUUUCAUCCUGAAUUCAAGCAUCUUCAAAGUCCAUGACACCUUUGGUAAAGGCUGUUCUCCAAUUGGAGCACUCACAGGCCAGUGUUUCCCAAUUGUCAGUUUUUAUACUACGUUUUUAAAAAAUUGCCUUGAGGGUGUCUUUAAACCUCUUUUUUUGAUCACCAGCAUUACACUUUCCAUUUUAAGUUCGGAAUGGAGUAGUUGCUUUGGAAGACGAUAAUCAGGCGUCCGCACAUGACCAGUCCAAUGCAGUUGAUGCUGAAGAAUCAUUGCUUCAGCACUGGUGAUCUUUGCUUCUUCCAGUACACCGGCAUUAGUUCACCUGUCUUCCCAAGUGAUGUGUCAAAUUUUUUGGAGAUACUGUUACCAUUUGCCGAUCGCCAUGGGAGUUUUAUGGGUUUGUGUUUGGUAUGGGUUUUUGGAAGAUGCUUGUGCGUGAAUUUGUUUCACGUGUGUAGAUCAGUGCACGCUGACCAAAGCACAGUCUUCGCAGUAAGGCUCUAUCUUAUCUGCUGCAGCCUUCAUCCGCCUUCACAGCCGAUGUAACUUGCCACUUGUUAUCUGCCGCCUGCUCUGUUGUUGAGGACUUCUUGGAUCAUUCUUUGUCUAGCUCCUCCCCUUUGACCUUGCCACCUUGGGUGACCUUGUUGGGAGUACGAGACUCCCGACGGCUUCACUCACAAGGGUCAUAGGCAUGUGCAAGCCCACUCACCACGACAAGGUGAUACCUCUGCUACCAAUAGGUAGAUAAUCUGAACGGGGGGGGGGGGAGGGUGAAAAUCCAGCAGCUUUAGGUGGGGAGUAGAUGGAUGCCCAUUGGAGUGGCCCUUGAGAUUUGCAAGACAUCAGUUCUUGCAAACUCUUUCCCUGCAUGGUCUUGCUUUGGUCGUCUCCUAGGUUGUUUGUUGGAUCUGCACAUAACUCAAUACCACGGUUAUGCAAGUAAGGGUUAAUCAGUAAUAGACUUGCCACUUGCUUAGCUAGCAAGUUGCUAUAGGACAGUGGUGAUGAAUUAUUGCACAGGAUUGCUGUGAAAGUGAAGUAUUUGAAAAAUCAUUUAGCAGAAAGUAAAAGGCACGCGAGUGGCGCUGUGGGUUAAACCACAGAGCCUAGGACUUGCCGAUCAGAAGUUCGGCGGUUCGAAUCCCGCGACGGGGUGAUCUCCCGUUGCUCGGUCUCUGCUCUUGCCAACCUAGCAGUUCAAAAGCACGUCAAACUGCAAGUAGAUAAAUAGGUACUGCUCCAGCGGAAAGGUAAAUGGCGUUUCCGUGCGCUGCUCUGGUUCACCAGAAGCGGCUUAGUCAUGCUGGCCACACGCCGGCUCCCUCAGCCAAUAAAGCGAGAUGAGCGCUGCAACCCCAGAGUCGGUCACGACUGGACCUAAUGUUCAGGGGGCCCUUUACCUUUACCUUAAAAUUAUAUGAAACAUAUACCGGUAUUCCCAGAAGGUGGGGAACCCUCUACAGAAGAGGAGCAUUCUCAAUGAGCAAUGGAUUAAUUAUGUUAGUGUUGUUUCCUUCAGUCAGCACUUGUUGUGUGUGUUCAUAUUUACAUGAGAUCGAAGUGCGGGUGAAGAGAUGCCAAAAAAUCACAGGCAAAGUUAUACGGGUUGUAGAGCAAGCCAGAGAUAACUAAUGUAAUGGUGUUGGCUAAAGAAUUAUGUUAACCCUUUCCUGCACAGUCAUUUCAUACAAGGGCUCUCCAUAAUGCAGUGAUAAUCAUCCAUUUCUCUCUGAUCAGACGCAGUGACAGUCCAGGCAGUCCAAGAUGCUGCACAUCCAGACCAGCUGGAGACACUAAAGCAAUUUGACCUCAGCUGGCAGUACGGCCCCUGUGCAGGUAAGAACUUCCAAUCAUGCUGCUACUACAACUGAGCUAAAGUACACAUCACUACAAUGAAAGCAUAGGUUUUCCCUGCCUCCCUCCAUGCACAAUUUUAGAUAUACCUCCAUGGGGCAGGGACCAGUCUCCCUAUGCUCUGUUAAAGUGUUACAUUAUAAUUAGUGGCAGCAUACCAGGAAAAGGGGUCUCCUAGUUAAUUCUCAAGUUCAUCUAGCGGCAGUAGACUUGCAAGGAAGGUGGUUGAAGAUCGCUGGUGUUGAAGAGGCCACUUUGAGAGACCUUUUUUUCCCUGACAGGAAUCACCCGUUUGCAGCGCUGGGAGAGGGCAGAGUUACUGGGUCUCAACCCCCCUGCUAUGGUGCGGGAAUUGCUAGAGAAGCACAACAAGGACCCUCUCGUUACAUACAGGUUAGUAUAGAAAAGCUGCUCUGUCCUUCUCAGGCACUGGAUGGAAGCAUCUAUUCUAGGAUAAUGAGAUCUGGAAGAGGAAGACUAUUGAGGUUGGGCUUGGUGGUGCAAGGCCAUGGCAGUGCUAAGCAGAUCACAUGAUAAUUUGGCUAAGCUCUGGGCAUCUUUUAUUCACAACUGUAUGAAUGAGGAGUAACCGUAUCACAAGAGGUAAUACACAAAAUGAACUGGGCAAAUGGAAGUAUGAGCUCAGCAAAGGUCAAGUAAAAUCCAGAACUCACCUAUCAGGGAUUAGAAAGGGAUAAGUAGCCAAGAACAAGCAGUUCUCCUUUAUUUGCAGCUUCCGCCAGGGUGUUUGGUAGACUGUCCUGGCCAUUUCAUGGUAGGAAGUCCUAGUGGCCAAGACUGUCAUGAAGCAGAGGCGCUUACGAAGUUGACAUUUGGCAGUCAGCUUGCAUGUUGUGUGAGAACCUUGCCGAAGAAUGAGAUUUUUGCUUCACCUUUGCUGUACUUCCAACCCACAGCAUUUACUACGACUCCAUUUGAAGCACUGAAGCCUUAGUAUGUAUUUACAGUUUACUUGCUUUAGUAAGCACCGAGUAGCUUACAUGGGGCUUCCUUGUCUCGCAUCCAGACAUGACUUUGGUCCAUCAUUCUUAUGCUCACUAGAGUCUCCGAAAGCAGCUCAGGGCGCAACUUUAAGGGGGCAAUGAAAAUUUUAAAGGGUUAAAAAGGCUUACAUGUAAGAAAUGUGGACACAUUCAGUAGCAGGUAUUCCCACUUAUCCUUUCCGCCACUUCCUUCCUAUGUAUUCCUUUUCCCACUCGCCACCUUCUCUCUGGCCAAUGACUUCCUAGAAUUGAAAGCUGAGAGCUGCGGCCUCCCCACAGAUCAUUUGCUUAUACUGACUGUAAAACAUGCACCAUUGCUGCUGUUGUGCUGCCCAUGCCUGCUGUUUGGCACAGUAGGUGGAGGAGGCAUGUAAGAUGCCAAGUCAGGAUUCUUUCAGGCAGUAACCAUGUUCCAUAUGCUUCCCUUGCAGCCUGUGGCAUGGAUAUUGCCUCUGA
Podarcis lilfordi (Lilford's wall lizard) is the source of this 14908-nucleotide messenger RNA. Lineage: Eukaryota; Metazoa; Chordata; Lepidosauria; Squamata; Lacertidae. The record is from the annotation of a GenBank genome assembly.